Messenger RNA from Myxocyprinus asiaticus (Chinese sucker), 3902 nucleotides. Its product is annotated as oxysterol-binding protein-related protein 10-like. Gene Ontology annotation, molecular function: cholesterol binding. The transcript is spliced from 14 exons. Lineage: Eukaryota; Metazoa; Chordata; Actinopteri; Cypriniformes; Catostomidae. Gene Ontology annotation, cellular component: cytosol; intracellular membrane-bounded organelle; membrane. The record is from RefSeq and is a predicted model, not a curated record. Bases 275 to 2563 code for a protein of 762 amino acids.
GGACAGUGUGUGUGAGUGUGUCAAGACUCGGUUUAAGUGAAUCAGCAAUUGGACGAGAGGCUGCGCGUAACGCACGCGUCGCUCAACGGCUCCGCGUCGCGCUCACUGCCGCGAUGAGACGCGUUCAGAUGGGUUUGUAAUAUCCGGGUUGGAGGGGAGUGUCACUUUGAGAUUUCCAAUAGAAACACGCUGUAAAAUUAGAGACAGGGAGAGAGAUUGGGAGGAUGGCAUCGGUCAGAGGGAAGCGAAAAUCGGGAUAGACACGAACAGCGCGAUGGAGAAGACGCAGUACGCCGCUAAAGCGAGCGUCGAGAGAAGGGACGCGGGUCGGACGGGCUCGGCCUCGCUCGGUUCUCCCGGUCCGGGUGCAGCUCCGCUGGGGAAGGUCGCACCGCUGCAGUCCGGACACAAGCGCAGGAUAGAGGGAGUGCUCAGCAAAUACACCAACCUCAUCCAAGGCUGGCAGAACAGGUAUUUUGUGUUGGACUCUGAGUUAGCUCAGCUGCAGUAUUUUGUGAAUGAACAGGGGCGGAGCCAGAAGCCCAGAGGAUCUCUCCCUCUGAUUGGUGCAUCUGUAUUGUCGAGCGAUGAGGCGCCAUACAUGUUCAUUGUCAGCUCAGCCAAUGGGGAGCUCUUCAAACUCAGAGCGGUGGAUGCUACCGAACAACAGCUGUGGAUGACGCAGUUACAGGCCUGUACCAGACGCCACUCAGACAGCAGUGCCAAGAUGAGAAAACCCAAGGAUUGUGACGAGCACCUGUAUGCUGACAAAACUCAGAAUACAUUGGAUGCACAGUGUUCAUCAGGUCGUACACAGAGUUUCUCUCUUCUUCCUCAUGUUCCUCCGUCUUCCUCUCCUGGAUCUCAGAGACAUCAUCUGCCUCAUCACGCAGCUCCUAGCAACAUUGUGACCAUAACACACCACAAGUCGCCUGCAGCCGCCCGCCGUGCCAAAAAACAGUACCCAGAUCGCCUCCUGGAGGUCAAAGAGGUUAUGAGUCAUGUUGAAGGUCAGCAGAAGAGUCUCAUUCACUCCAUUGAGUCGUUGCCAAUGCGAGGACCCCUUUCCUGUCUGGAUCAAGACCUGCUACUGCUCAAAGCAACGUCUGCCGCCACCCUCAGCUGUCUCGGAGAGUGCCUGACUAUUUUACAGCAGAGCGCGGGACACAACAGCAAUGGUCAGACAUGUCACAACCGGGGCCUGACCUCUGACAAUGUACCUGUAUGGACCGUUCCAAAGUCGCCCUCAGGAGAAUGUUUGAGGAACGGUGGUGCUGCUACUCUGCCCUCGACAGAUCCCUCGCCCUCCCUCAGCAAAAAAAACCUGCUGCUAAUUCCGAAUACUGAGGACGGCAUGGAGGUGAUUUCUCCUGGUGAGGAGGUGAUGGAUUCAGAAGAUAAUGUUGAGGAAGAUCUGGGCGUGUUGGAGGAUCAGAGGAGUGUUAUUCUGCAUCUGUUGUCUCAACUCAAACUGGGCAUGGAUCUCACACGGGUGGUGCUUCCUACAUUCAUUCUGGAGAAACGCUCUUUACUGGAGAUGUACGCCAACUUCAUGGCUCAUCCUGACCUGUUCCUGGCCAUCUCCAUGGGCAGCACACCUGAGGAGCGCAUGGUGCGAUUUGUCGAAUACUACCUGACCGCCUUCCACGAAGGACGCAAGGGGGCUGUCGCAAAGAAACCCUACAACCCGGUGCUAGGUGAGACGUUCCACUGCUCCUGGGAGGUCCCACGAGACCAAGUCCGCCCUCUAAGAACUCACGUCCAUUCUCUUGGUUCAGGGGUGCGAGAGACAUGUACAGGGACCAAUCAGGAGGGAGUGGGGGCGGGGUCAGACUGCUAUAGAGUGCGUUUUGUGGCAGAGCAGAUUUCUCAUCAUCCUCCAGUGUCUGGGUUUUACUGCGAGUGUGCGGAGAGAGGCAUGUGUGUGAAUACACACGUGUGGACCAAGAGCAAGUUCAUGGGCAUGUCAGUGGGCGUCUCCAUGGUGGGCGAAGGUGUGUUGUAUCUGCGGGACCAUGGCGAGGAGUACGUGUUUACUUUCCCGAGUGCAUAUGCUCGUUCGAUCCUCACCGUCCCUUGGGUAGAGCUGGGGGGAAAGGUCACGAUCAGCUGUGUCAAGACGGGAUACUCGGCCAGCGUCACAUUCCACACCAAACCCUUCUAUGGAGGGAAAGUUCACAGGGUAACUGCAGAAGUCAAGCAGAACUCCAGCGGUAUCAUUAUGUGUAAAGCUCAGGGUGAGUGGAACGGGACGCUAGAGUUCACCUACAGCAGCGGAGAGACCAAAGUGAUUGACACCGCCAAACUGCCCGUCAUCAGAAAGCUGAUUCGUCCAGUGGAGAAACAGGGACGGACCGAAUCAAGGCGUCUUUGGCAGCACGUCACCAGAGCGUUGAAGGAUAAUAAUGUCGAUCUGGCGACUGAACACAAGCACGUGUUAGAAGAAGACCAGAGGUCAGAGGAGAGACGGAGAGAUGCCAACAACAUGACCUGGAAACCCAUAUACUUCAGCAAAGAGGAAGACGGUUGGGUGUUCAGAAAACCGUUAUGGAAGACACACUGAGAUGAGCUUAAAAACAACACCUUUUGACCAGGCCAGGUUGAAAUACUGGAUCCUACGUGCAGGAGAAUAUGGAUGUACAGAAAUCAGUGUAUAUAGCAUAUGGACAUAGAACAGAACUUUUAUACACUGUAUAAAUUAUAUAUUAUUUUUCACAAUACCUAACCAAACAUUUGUAGUUCUACACAUAUAUGCGGUAUUUAUGUGAUUUGCCAUUGGAUGUUUUUUUAACAGAGUUCACUGUAUGACCAGCUUGUGUUUAACCAAAACAUUCAAAGCUCAUGUUUAUAUUCAAGCUUGGAGUGAAUCUCACAAAACCCUGUUCAGGCCACAUUUCAUCCCAAAAAGACAAACAAAGUUAAAUAACAGAUAUUACCAAUAUGUGUAAAUAUUUUAACCUUGUGCGACCCCGCGUCCACAUGCGUGGACGUUGUAUUUUGGCUUCGCUAUAUGCAACGCAUGAUUUAAAUGAAAUUAAACCGAUUGAAUACUGUUCACAAGACUCAACUCAACUUCUGGGGCACGUCGUCACGUGACACAACAGCAUGACAUUGAUUUCCGUGAAGCGCUACUACUGGCACACCAACAAAAGUGCCUCUGGUAUUGUGAAACACAUCCAGAAAUGCACAACAAUACACCCGCUGAUGUUUUGGGUAAUGCAACAGAGAGAAAUUGGCAACUGAGAUUGAAAUGGAUAAAAACGUUGAUCAGGUGAGCUUGUGAUCAGUCACAAUGACCACGUCUAUUCAAUACAGUAUGUUCUCUCCAUAUGCUUUAAGCCUUGAGUAAUUACCUUUCCUGGCAGAAGACUAUUACUAUUAUAACUCUAGCUGGUUUACAUGGUUAAACUUUUCUAAAACUGAUAUCUGUUGCACUUUUAAUGAUUAACCGAGGCCUGGACUGAAACCUGAUGUUAUAUUAACAUGUGGGAACCUUUGAUUUGAUUUGCAGUUUCCCACCAAAACAAUAAAUGAUAGCUAAAUGAUAUUUGAUUUUAGGUUUUCCACUAACACUCUAGGUGUUUAUCUGGGAUAGAGAAGUUCUGUACAUGAAGUAAAAGAGUUCAGGUCUUAAUCUGUGUUCAUUUAACGUUCCUGUAUUUGGUUGUUGUACACACAGUUAAAUCAGAUCAUGUACAGCCCAACAGUGAACACACUAUUUCAGUGGCUCUGGUUCUGGAAGUAUUUCCAAUUCAUUUUCUCCAUAUGCUCUCCAUCAAACCAAUGUUGUUAUGUAAGAUGAAUAACAACAUUAGAAACUUUGAUUUGACUGAUUACUUAUUUUUAGGAGGGAAUAAUUUUAAGAUUGCAUUGUUUUAUUUAAAAUAAACUUGCCAUGGCAA